UAGUUGACUGGGCUUGCUGGAGCACCUUAUGGUACAACCCAGCGCUGCACUUCUGCCGUUUCUACGAAAAGACAAACAAAGCCGGAGGUUUUACCUAAAUAUAUCGCAUCUCUCGCCCAAUUUUCAAUAGUCUCUCCCGCUGUGUGUACGCAUCACUGGCAUUGUCUGCCUAGACGCUGGAGCAGGCGCACGCUGGUCGCACCAGUGGGGAUAGGUGGAAAUCGCUGAAGCGACACCACUCUGACUUUGUGAGUGGUAGUCUACAUCAUCGGAGUAUAAAGGAAUAUAACGUCAGCCCUGAACUGGAUUUUUAAAGCGGAAUAACAAUAAUGUGCAACCCGUGCUGUCUUUCUCAGCUGGCCUGCUGCUGCGGCUCGGCAGCGUGCUCGCUAUGCUGUGGCUGCUGCCCCAAGAUCAAGCAGUCGACCGGCACGCGCUUCAUGUACGCGCUCUACUUCAUGUUUGUCACCGUCAUCUGCGUGGUGAUGAUGUCGCCCACCGUGGAGCAGCAGAUGCAGGAACACAUCCCGUUCUACAAGGACAUGUGUGAGACGCUGAAUGACGGUGAGAUCUGCAAGAGCCUGGUGGGCUACUCGGCCGUCUACAAGGUAUGCUUCGGCAUGGCCUGCUUCUUCUUCUUCUUCUGCAUCUUCAACAUACGCGUGCAGACCAGCGCAGGAUGCAGAGCGGCCGUUCACAACGGGUUUUGGUUCUUCAAGUUUAUUGCUCUGAUCGCCUGCUGUGCGGGAGGCUUUUUUAUUCCCAACGAGAAGACCUUUCUGGAAGUGUGGCGCUAUGUGGGGGCCGUUGGAGGCGUCCUCUUCCUCCUCAUCCAGCUCAUGCUCCUGGUAGAGUUCGCCCAUCGCUGGAACCAGAACUGGACGUCUGGUGUGAAGUACAACAAGCUGUGGUACGCUGCGUUGGCGUUUGUGACGCUGCUGCUGUUCACCAUAGCGCUGGCGGCGCUGGUCUUCAUGGGCUACUACUACACGCACCCGGAGAAGUGCUUCCUCAACAAGAUCUUCCUCAUCGUCAACGGCAGCCUCUGCCUCGUCAUCUCCCUGCUGGCCAUCUCGCCCUGCAUACAGACAUUCCAGCCCAUGUCUGGUCUGCUGCAGCCUGGAGUCAUCAGUCUGUAUGUCAUGUACCUGACCUUCUCAGCCUUCUCCAGCAAGCCCAUUGAAUAUGUGACGGAUGAGCACAACGUGACGAGCAAAGUGUGUGUGUUCCCCUUCACCUCUGGUAACGACAAGAGGAUCGCCACAGGAGUGGGCACCGCCAUCCUCUUCUGCUGCAUACUCUACUCAUGUUUGACCUCCACCACUAGGAGGAGUGCCACAGCGUUGCGAACUCGGUACGGGAACUCGGUGCAGGAGAGUGAGAGAGCCCGCUGUUGUUUCUGCUGUGGAGAUGACACAGAUGAUUUUGAUGAGGAGGAGCAGAAGACGGGAGGAGGUCAGGACGUGAUGUAUGAUGAGCGCGAGGGCACCAUCUACAGCUACUCCUACUUCCACUUUGUCUUCUUCCUCGGCUCCCUGUACGUCAUGAUGACCGUCACCAACUGGUUCCAUUAUGACGAGGCCCAGAUUGAGAAGCUCCUGGACGGCAGCUGGUCUGUCUUCUGGAUCAAGAUCUCCUCCUGCUGGAUAUGCCUGCUGCUCUACAUGUGCACCCUCAUCGCGCCCAUGCUCUGCCCGCGCAGGUUCGAGGCCUAGACGCCCGCCGGGCGCCCUCACAGUGCCCACGCUUUUUCCCACGCAGGUUAAAGGCCUAGACACCACUGGGAGGUGCCCACAUGGGCGGUAUCAUGGCACCCAUGUCCUGCCUGCCUGCCUGCCUGCCUGCCUGCCUGCGCAGGUUCGAGGCUUAGACCACACAGACAGAGGCCUACCUACCACCACUACCACUACCAACCCCACUGUCCUCUUAAACUGACGCUAAUACUGCAUGCAUACACAGUACACACACCACACAUACAUACUGCACAUGUAUACACACACACACACACACACACACACACACACACACACACACACACACACACACACACACACACACACACACACACACACACACACACACACACACACACACACACACCACCUCAGUAGUUUUUGGUUUUAUUAUUAUUAUUAUUGAUGUUGGGGUCAAUUUGUUUUCAUAUUGUGUUUACAACACAAGUGAUUUCUGUUACAAUUGUUUUAAUUUUAGUUUUUUAUUAUUAUUAUUGUCUGUGGAUUGAUGCCUUACAACUUCUUUGUGAGUUGUUUUUCAUGUUUUAUUAUGAAGUGUGGAGUUAUGUUACUAUUGAAUUUGUCAUGAUAGACACCAUGGCAAGUUGUCAACCAGAAGUGUGUUUUUUAAUUAAGAUGAACAUUCUCAGACUCAUAUCCCAACAGACGUUUUGCUCAGGCUCUUUAGUACACACGUAAACGUACCAGUUAGUGUCUUUGCUUGUCAUUUUCUGAUAGAUGAAGUACUCUAUGCAAUUUAACAGGCUUUUGUUACGUUUUUUUCCUUGUUUUUUUUUUUCUUUUACAUUCGUUGGCUUCGAUGUCAGCUCAAACUGCUCCUUCAUUUCAUUGUUCUCGAAACAAUUUUUUGUUGUUGUUUGUUUUCUUCUAUGAUGCUAUGUGGAACACUAAGAACAAAAGGCUUUGUGAUUUUUAUUUUCCAAAAAAAAACAUGCCACACAUUGACCUAAGAUCUAUGUAAAUAUAAAUCAUGUAUAUCAACGGGCCAAUUUCUUUUUUUGUCAUAAAUAUAUGAAUAUUAAUAUUAGCGGAACAGAAAAAAAAGAAAUCUGCAUUUUUGACCAUAUUGUUCUUGGUCCAGGGAACAGUUUAGCAGUGUGGGAAGACUUAAUCCCAGGAUAUGAGGUCUUUGGGAGCUUACUUUGAAAGAAAAUCAUAGUUGGCAUUUACAUAAGGGACAUAGACCAAGGUUCAGGAGGUUCGAAACAAUACAGCUGUUACAGUCCAAAUAUGUUGCUUUCAUUAUUGAAGAUCUUUUCUAUAGAACUGAGCCAGCACUGAUUCGUACCAUCAUCUUGACAUUCAUGUGUUGGCUUCUCAGCUGUGCGGCCAAAUACUCAGCUUAGAGUAGCAUUGUAGUACAUAUAAGGGUAACACUUCAUAAUAACGAAAUAUCUACACAAAGCUAAUUAAGUAAUCAUAAAAAAAACAUUUGAAAAUGUUUGUACAUGAGUAAGGAAUACUAUAUUGAUAACGUGAAUAUCUACACAAAGUGGAGUGAGAAUGGUUACUUGCUGGAUGAGUUUGAUGCGAGUUUGCAUUGUCUUUCAGGACUGCUUUGGCUGUGCUGCGGCAGCUGUGUUACCAUGGUUUCCCUCACUUAUUUACAAACACAUGGACAUGUUUUGUUUGAAAUUAGUUCACUUUUUACUAAUUAUUAGUCAAGGUUUAAAAUGUCAGCUACAGUUAUUAUGAAGUGUUACCCAUUGAAGAUGUCAGUAGCUCUUUCAGUACAGAAGAACAGGAAGACGGUGCCAAAGCUAGAACCUAAAGAUUCAACUGUGUGCUGCAGAAGCUAAUGCAGAGCAUUGCCAAAUGCAGAGCAGUCAAGCAAAUUUACUAAUAACGUCACCAUGUCUCUCAAGCUGGCUUUGAGUAGGUACAGACAACAUCCUCCAGGAGUUAAAAGCUACUUGUGUGUUGUUUUGUUGUUGUUGUUGUUUUUUUAAAUUAACAAUCAGUUUUACAAUACAAUCAGAAGUGCUACUUACAGUACCAGUGCAUGUCUUAGUGUGUCUUUCUGGUUUAUCUUUAAUUACUAAUUGCAUACAAAGCUGAGGUUUUGAUUAACUUUAUGGUGUAACAAACAAGAAUUUUCACUUUUUCAGUUUUGUAAUUCUAUCAAAUUAUAAUAGAAGCUGACGUUUAAAUCACACUUUAGAACAGAUAAGUGGGCUGUUGUAACGGUGUAAUAAGUGACCUGUUGUUGCAGUGUAUGUUCAUACUAACCUUUACAAAAUUUACAAUCUUUGUGUAGUCUGGGCUAAAACUACUAGUUGUGAUUUUACAUUCUACAGCCUUUGUUGUUAAUAUGUAGAUAAUAACUGCACUUUUUUCUAUCUUUCAUACUGGCAUUUUAUAGUUAGAAACGAGCCGUAUUUAUAAUGUGUAGUGUGCAGCUGUUAUUGAGGCAUAUGUAGCAUGUUUUCUACAAACUAACAUUACUGCUUGGUAUAGUUACACAGAGUACAUCAUUUGUCACAAUACCACCUCACCGAAACUGGAAGUGUAUUAUCACAUGAAGGGGUUUAUCCUGUGGUUUUUAUGUCUGUUUACUUAAAUUAACUAAUUGGUCAUUGAGCGAAGUGCCAGGUUGUGUACAAUAAAGAGUUAAUGUUUUUGCAUUUACAAUAAAUGGAAGUUGUAUUAUUAAAGGUCUCGCAACGAUGUGCAAUUUGUAGGUUUUUGAUGGUUGCCUGUAUGAAGCUAAUAAGAAUAUGUGUCAGUUUGGUCCCUUUAAUAGCGAGCGUGAUUCAUUUUGGGAGGGGUUGUAAACGUAGUUGUUUGCUGGUUGCCUAGGAACAGGAGACAAUAUUUAAGGAUUUGUGUGGAAAACUGUGAAAAUCAAACUAAUUACCCUGACGUGAUCUCAUUUCUGUCAUUGAGUGCCAGUGAUUGACAUUUACAGUAACUUUAAAAUAGAUUUUUUUUUUUUACAGCUUAUCAUAGCUCUAAAUUGAAGUUCAACUGCCAGGCUCAUUUUUGAAUAGUCUGGUAAUUGUUGAUGAAUAAUUUGUGUGCUGUAAUGCUAAGCUGACACUGUCAAUCUAAUUUAAACGACUAUAUAUUAUCCAUGGUGCUUGGCAUUUAUUUGUACUACUAUGUUUUUCCCCAUUUACCAACUAUUUUCUUUUCUUUCCCACGUGCUUAGUCUAGGUCUAAUUUAUGGAUUUUUUUUUCUUU
Messenger RNA from Engraulis encrasicolus (European anchovy), 4937 nucleotides. It is a transcript of the gene serinc5, whose product is annotated as serine incorporator 5. Gene Ontology annotation, cellular component: membrane. The transcript is spliced from 12 exons. Lineage: Eukaryota; Metazoa; Chordata; Actinopteri; Clupeiformes; Engraulidae. The coding region runs from base 330 to 1715 and encodes 461 amino acids. The record is from RefSeq and is a predicted model, not a curated record.